AACAAAAUUUCCAGCGGGUAUAGUAUUGACAGAUGCGUGUACUCUACGCGCCCGAGUUUUGAAGAGAGACCGCUGUACGAGGAAGAGCGAGAAGAGAAAAACGAGAAGUCAAAUGGAGUCCGGACUACAGAGGGAGCAUUUGCUCGCCUUGAAAGUGAUGAGACUGACCAAGCCCUCUAUGUACACUAGUAUUCCUGUACAAUGUGAAAGUCAGGAUUUACCUGGCUCAAUAUUCAAGGAUUGCCAUGAUGCAGACAUUGCCUCUGUGCCGGGCAUGUAUGACUUUGCUCUUGGUGAUCUACUAGUUUUACCACAGACAUUUGGAAAUAUAUUUCUCGGAGAGACAUUUGCAAGCUAUGUUAGUGUACACAAUGACAGUAAUCAAAGUGUAAAGGACAUUGUGAUUAAGACAGAUCUUCAGACGUCAUCUCAGCGUUUGACACUUUCUGGUGCUGCAAACAUGCCUGUAGCUAAACUAGACCCACAAAAGAGUUACGACCAAGUUAUCCAUCAUGAAGUUAAGGAGCUUGGGACACACAUCUUGGUCUGUGCUGUAAGCUAUUCAAGCCUUGCUGGAGAAAAGAUGUACUUUAGAAAGUUUUUCAAAUUUCAGGUUUUAAAACCACUUGAUGUCAAGACAAAAUUCUAUAAUGCAGAGGAUGACUCUGUGUUUCUGGAGGCUCAAGUACAGAACAUCACCUCAAGUCCGAUGGUGAUGGAAUCAGUUCGACUCGACCCCUCAGCCCUCUACACAGUCACUGAUCUCAACAUUGCACCUUCAGACUCCAAUAAAACUAAAAGCGAGGAGACGUCAGCAGAAAGUAUAUUCAACAGAGGCUCAUUCCUUCACCCAAAUGACACUAGACAGUACCUUUACAAGCUAAAGGCCAAGUCCCCUAUUGACAGGAAUCCCAAGUCUGCUGCAGCUGUAGGUAAACUGGAUAUUGUGUGGCGGACUUCAUUUGGUGAACGUGGUAGACUCCAGACUAGUCAACUUAGUCGCGUGAUCCCAGCUAUUGCAGACCUCAAAUUAACCGUGUCACAAAUGGCUGAUGCCGUUCCUGUGGAAAGGCCUUUUCCAGUGAGCUUGAAGCUCAAGAAUACAUGUGACCGUAAGAUGGAUUUGCGUCUUCUGAUGACAAAGAGUAAAGAUGGUGCCAUGAUGUGGUGUGGUACAUCUGGAAAGGCUCUAGGUCCCCUGCACCCAGGUGCUGCGUUUGAUCUUAAUCUCAACUUACUUCCUUUAUCAGCUGGUCUUCAAAAUAUCAGUGGUCUACGUGUGAUUGACAAGUUGUCUGGGCGUACCUAUGAAUUUGACAAUAUAACAUCUGUGUUUGUGUUUUCGUCAACAAAGAGCCCUUUUAUUGAAGACAAUGUAUUACAACAGAAUAAAGAAUAAAUAUGAAAAAAUUUA
Molecule: messenger RNA, 1414 nt
Organism: Nematostella vectensis (starlet sea anemone)
Lineage: Eukaryota; Metazoa; Cnidaria; Anthozoa; Actiniaria; Edwardsiidae
Product: trafficking protein particle complex subunit 13
Exons: 13
Coding region: 113-1399 (428 amino acids)
Cellular component (GO): TRAPPIII protein complex
Source: RefSeq, a predicted model, not a curated record